This is a messenger RNA of Cheilinus undulatus (humphead wrasse), 3224 nucleotides long. It is a transcript of the gene ercc3, whose product is annotated as excision repair cross-complementation group 3. Lineage: Eukaryota; Metazoa; Chordata; Actinopteri; Labriformes; Labridae. Gene Ontology annotation, cellular component: transcription factor TFIIH holo complex; nucleotide-excision repair factor 3 complex; transcription preinitiation complex. The record is from RefSeq and is a predicted model, not a curated record. Gene Ontology annotation, molecular function: DNA binding; hydrolase activity; ATP binding. Gene Ontology annotation, biological process: transcription initiation at RNA polymerase II promoter; nucleotide-excision repair. The coding region runs from base 129 to 2483 and encodes 784 amino acids. The transcript has 15 exons.
UAUCGUGGUAACUUUCUGUCACGCCACAGUCUGUCUUUGUGGACCGUACUGGGAAUGUUAGACAAAGAACAAAUAUGUGUUUGACAUCUUUUGAAAGAUAUUAACGACUCAAGAAAGUAAAAAAAAAAAUGGGUAAAAAGGACAAAGGAGAUCGGGACAAGAAGUCCAAGAAGCGUUUCUAUGAGGAAGAAGAAGAAGAUGAAGAGGUACCAGGCAGUGAAUCUCAGGAGGCAAUACCUGCUGCUGCAGGAAAACAAGUGGAUGAGUCCAGCACAAAGCUGGAUGAAUAUGGAGCCAAAGACUACCGUGCUCAGAUGAUUUUAAAGAAUGAUCACUCUUCACGACCCCUCUGGGUGGCUCCAGAUGGACACAUCUUUCUGGAAGCUUUCUCCCCAGUUUACAAGUAUGCUCAGGAUUUUUUGGUGGCUAUUGCAGAGCCGGUGUGCAGGCCAAAUCAUGUCCAUGAGUACAAGCUGACGGCCUAUUCUCUGUAUGCAGCUGUCAGUGUGGGGCUGCAAACGUCUGAUAUUGUUGAGUACCUACAAAAACUCAGCAAAACGUCUGUACCUGAGGGAAUUGUUCAGUUCAUUAAGCUAUGCACAGUAAGCUAUGGUAAAGUCAAGCUUGUCCUGAAGCACAACAGGUAUUUUGUUGAGAGUGCCUUCCCUGAUGUGAUCCAGCGUCUUCUGCAGGACAACGUGAUCCGGGAAUGUCGUCUCCGUACUGCAGACGGAGCAGAUACCGAGCUUAUUACUGAAGUCAUUCACAGCAAGUCUGCCAUCUCAAAGUCUGUUCAGGAAAAAGGAGGUACUUCUACUGCUGAUCAGCCUGCAGAUGGACAGACUUCAACGCAGCAGGUCCCUGAGGACAUCUUCAGCUACUACGAGCAAAUGGAUAAAGAAGAGGAGGAGGAGGAAGAGACUCAGACUGUCUCCUUUGAGAUUCGCCAGGAGAUGAUUGAGGAGCUGCAGAAGCGAUGUAUUCAGCUGGAGUACCCCCUACUGGCAGAGUAUGACUUCCGUAAUGAUACAGUCAACCCAGACAUCAACAUAGACCUGAAGCCCACUGCUGUGCUGCGUCCGUAUCAAGAAAAGAGUCUACGCAAGAUGUUUGGGAAUGGACGAGCUCGCUCUGGGGUGAUUGUGCUGCCAUGUGGAGCGGGAAAGUCUCUUGUGGGUGUGACAGCAGCAUGCACAGUUCGUAAGCGCUGCCUGGUGUUGGGUAACUCCUCUGUGUCAGUGGAGCAGUGGAAGGCACAGUUCAAGAUGUGGUCCACUAUCGAUGACUCCCAAAUCUGUCGCUUCACUUCUGAUGCCAAAGACAAGCCCAUCGGCUGCUCGGUGGCCAUAAGCACCUACUCCAUGCUCGGUCACACCACUAAGCGCUCCUGGGAGGCUGAGAGGGUCAUGGAGUGGAUGAGGAGCCAAGAGUGGGGACUCAUUAUCCUGGAUGAGGUGCAUACUAUCCCUGCUAAGAUGUUCCGUCGUGUUCUGACCAUCGUCCAAGCACACUGCAAACUGGGGCUCACUGCUACACUGGUCAGAGAAGAUGACAAGAUUGUGGACCUCAACUUCCUCAUUGGACCAAAGCUAUUUGAAGCCAACUGGAUGGAACUGCAGAAUAAUGGCUACAUAGCCAAGGUGCAAUGUGCAGAGGUCUGGUGCCCGAUGUCUCCAGAGUUUUACAGAGAGUAUGUGGCCAUAAAGACGAAGAAGCGCAUCCUUCUUUACACGAUGAACCCCAACAAGUUCCGUGCUUGCCAGUUUCUCAUUCGAUUCCAUGAGCGGCGCAAUGACAAGAUUAUCGUCUUUGCCGACAAUGUGUUCGCUCUGAAGGAAUAUGCCAUUCGCCUCAACAAGCCUUACAUCUAUGGACCGACUUCUCAAGGUGAACGUAUGCAGAUUUUACAGAACUUCAAACACAACCCUAAGAUCAACACUAUUUUCAUCUCAAAGGUUGGAGACACCUCCUUUGACUUACCAGAAGCAAACGUUUUGAUCCAGAUUUCCUCUCAUGGUGGAUCACGCAGACAGGAGGCCCAGAGGCUUGGCAGAGUCCUGCGAGCCAAGAAAGGAAUGGUAGCAGAGGAGUACAAUGCAUACUUUUAUUCACUGGUGUCCCAGGAUACACAGGAGAUGGCUUAUUCCACCAAGAGGCAGAGGUUCCUGGUGGACCAGGGCUACAGCUUUAAGGUGAUCACAAAGCUGGCAGGAAUGGAAGAAGAGGACCUAAUGUUCUCCUCCAGAGAUGAACAACAGCAGCUGCUGCAGAAGGUUCUGGCUGCUUCAGACCUGGAUGCUGAGGAGGAAGUUGUGGUAGGGGAGGUGGGAGCACGACCACAGUUCUCGAGGCGAACGGGCACCAUGAGCUCCAUGUCGGGUGCAGAUGACACCGUCUACAUGGAGUAUCAGAGCCGAGGAAGCAAAGCAGCAGCAGCAGCAAGCAAGAGUGUCCAUCCAUUGUUUAAGCGCUUCAGGAAGUAGAAACUCUGUUGUCAAAGACAGCCAUAAAAGACUUGCUCUGAAGGUGAUAUACACUGAGGCAAAGCUCCAAGCUACCAGCAGCAGGUUCAGAAAGUCCAGCCAGUCCAAAGAUUGCAGCAGUGACAUUUUGUAAGCCUGACAGUGUUUAUCUGGAGCUGGCAAGACAUACUCUUAUAACUGGUAAUGAAGGUGUAAGAUUACAGCGAGUGAUGCCUGCAGAGCUGAGUUGCUCUGUUCGAUGCAUUUCAAGCUCUACCCUUCUCAAGCACUUGAAGUGUAUGCCAGUUUUUGGAUGUAAAGCAUUUCAAAUCUUGUUUUAUGUGUCAGCUGCUGUUUGCUGCCAUUAGAAACAAAUAAGGUAAAAUUGUGCUGUUUCACUUUACAGUGGUGCAGAUUAGGAAUCAUUUCCUGUUCUGAAUUAAAAAUGUUCUGUUUGUUAAAUUACAUUUAAAGUGUCCACAAUAUCUGAAGACUUUUUUUUCUGCUGUUUGUAUCAUUUUUCAGCCACAGACUGUAAGGUAUGGGAAUGGAUGGCUACCAUAGUUUUCAGUACGUAAUAUCAGCCCUUUCAGAGGUUGGAGAUCAGCUCUGAAGCAUUUUUAAAUGAUUUAAAAGUUGAGUCCUACUUUCUGUUUUUUUACAGAGCCAACUGUAUCUGAGGGGAAAAUUACGUUUUUGUGAUCAUACCUAUGGUUGUCAAUUUAGCUUUAUUUUUACACAAUAAAACCUACAAAAAUCUGC